CAAGCGGCCUAGCGACGUCGCUCUCUCGCACUUUGUCAUCUUCUGCCCUCCAUCUCUCAUCAACAUUGUCCGUGCGCGACGGUAGCCGUGACACACCACGCCCAAACAAGCCUCCCCCGUGACAAGCCUAAAGGGCCUGAAUGUAAAUCAUGUCGGGGCGCUAUCCCGCCUCGCUCUCGCGCAGACCCGUCCAGCAGCGCCCACCACGCCCCACCUCGUCAACUCCCAGUUCCAUCGAUGAUGAGGUCCCCUCCGCCCCCCUUCCAGAACUUGCCUCCUUGGAACUCCUCCUCCGUCAAGCUGGGUACAAGGAGACGCGCGUUUUCACGCCAGAGGCCGAGCGAACGCGUCCACGACUAAAGACUCGCCUCGACGACGAGGACUCGGCCGAGCUCGCCAAUAUGUAUGCCGCCAUGGGUCUUGACCCCGAGGCAUCCAUUCAGGUCCGCCAUCUGACGCAGCCUAGUGUGCCAUUCCGGUCGAGCAGCAGCGUUUUGCGUAACGUCGCAUUGCAGGACGCGACGGCAAUGCUCAACGAGGUGCGGAAGCGUCGCGGUGCCGGGACACAAGAAGGUCCAGGUGUUCCAAAGGCCGCCGACGCGUUUUGGCGGCCUGAGAUACUGGAUCGGGCGGCCGCAGAGGCAAUGGGCAAACACAUCGCGACGAUUAGCCCCCCGAGGAAUCGCAACUCGACAGACGGCGUUGGGCUUGGUCUUGCGCAGCAGGGUCGCGGGGUCCGCAAGGCCAAAUCCAACAUGGAGCUCGUCCGCAACAUGCCUCCAUCUCCCGGCAAAGAGGAUGUUCCACCGGGAUACUACACACUUCAUCGCGAAAAUCAGCCACCAACCGCUCCGGCGCAUACAACCGCCUUCCAGCGUGAAGUGCCGCCCUCCAUUGCCGCCAUGUUCUCCCCUCCCACCACCUCCCCCCUUCAGUCUGAGCAGCCCCAGUUCGUCGACGACGCUUUCGAUUGGGGUCAGCUUCCAGCCGACUACGAGUCCCAGGAGAUUGAUGACGAUUACGCCGAGAUGUAUGGGAGCGGCGGCGAUUCAGACUCGGACAGCAUCGUGUCUAGCAUCAGCGUCCGCAGCAGUCUAUCGCUUCGCCGUGCUAGGUCCGUGGAAUCACCACCCCUCCUCGACACUGACCAGGUGUUGGCGGAGCUCGGACUUGGUCCUGCGCCAGCCAGGGACACCGAUGGCGAAUCACUCGCUGGAGAUGAGGAGAUUGCCGAGGCCGAGGCCGAGGCCGCAGCUAUCGGACAGCGCAUCUUGGCAACGACGGUUGAGUACGAUGACGACGACAGUGAGGACGAGUUCGACCCCAACAGCUCCCCAACCCCCAAUACCCAACUCGCCAGCGCCGUUCCCGUCUUCAAUGUUACCUCCCCUUCCCCUCCGAGCCGCAAGCCUAUGCUGCCACCCUCUCCUUCGCCUGCGGCGGCGCGCCUUUCCGCAGUACAAAGGGCACCAGCGACUCGCGCAGCUCCCCCUAUGCGCACUCCGAGGAAAGUCGUCUCACGAGAGGUCAGCCUGGCCGAGGCCAUGUCGGAGAGCAUCAUUUCACCACCCAAGCUGGCCAAGCCAGUCGUAUUGCCUGCUUCCCCUCUGCGCGCGAGCAAGUCGGUUCCAGUGCUUCGCAAGCAGAAGUCGUUUGUGCCGUUUUCCAUCACGCCGGCGGCCCUCGCCGCGCCAUCUCUGCAGACUGUCGCCCCCGUUCUUUGCGACUCCAUCUCGAACGAUGCCGAGGACCUACCCCCCCUCCCCAUACCGCCAAUGAAUGAUGCAGCGCCCACGUCAAGCAUUGGAUACAUCGCGCUGAAGGCUCGCAAGUCGCUCAGCGCCCUUCGCGCUUCCUUUUGGGCCACUGCCCCAGAAGGACAGCUACCCUCGACCUCGACGGCCCCGAUUCUGGCUCCUCGCCUCGACUGGGGCGCCCAGGGUGCCCAGUUCGCGGGCUGGAACACGGAUCAGGACGAGAAACAGCACAAGUCGCGUGGGUCGGUUGAGUCGACCUCUUCGGUCGACACGAUGCGCGAGAUCGACACGUUUGACGACUCGUGCCCCAUUGACUAUACCAAGUCGUUCUUCUACAAACCAACGACACCGCCACGUCCCUUCAACUCGGUGCCAUCGCGCGCAAGCAAAUUGAGCAAGCAGGCGUCGGUCAAGUCGCUGCGUCGGGCCUUGCAGAUCCCCGUGGCUGCGCCCCCAGUCCCUCGCAUUCCGAGCAAAUAUUUGACGGCGUCAAACGCAAAUCUUAGAGGUGCGCGAACCCCUCCGCGGCUACAACCGCCUGAGAUCCGCAUCCACUCGCCUGGCGCUUUCGAGGAGGGUCGCCCGCCCCGUGCUCUCUCACUCACAGGCCAAGAGUGGGAGGGUCGGGAUGUGGUUCCCAACUGGGGCAAAGGUGUGCGCAAGAGAUCACGCAACAAACGCUCGCGCCCGCGCAACCCAUUCUCAGACGACUGGGAUUAAGCUUUGCUUCACAGUUCCGCACGAAAUUUCAUGACCUCACGAUACCCGGGCCUCUUCAUUCGUUCCUCUUGGGGUUUGUACACCAGGCUUG
This is a messenger RNA of Cutaneotrichosporon oleaginosum, 2568 nucleotides long. RefSeq lists its product as uncharacterized. The record is from RefSeq and is a predicted model, not a curated record. NCBI's taxonomy places the organism in Eukaryota, Fungi, Basidiomycota, Tremellomycetes, Trichosporonales, Trichosporonaceae.